This is a messenger RNA of Penaeus monodon (black tiger shrimp), 1669 nucleotides long. RefSeq names its product nicotinamide phosphoribosyltransferase-like. The coding region runs from base 91 to 1536 and encodes 481 amino acids. Gene Ontology annotation, molecular function: nicotinamide phosphoribosyltransferase activity. The transcript is spliced from 12 exons. The record is from RefSeq and is a predicted model, not a curated record. Lineage: Eukaryota; Metazoa; Arthropoda; Malacostraca; Decapoda; Penaeidae. Gene Ontology annotation, biological process: NAD+ biosynthetic process.
UUGACCUUGAGUACCCCACGAGAGUGACAAUCAUCCUUAGCAACUUGCGUAGUGCAUUGGGGAGCAGGAGGCAGUGUUACGCCAGCCGCCAUGGACACCGGACCUGUAAACAACAUUGUCUUUUUGGCCGACUGUUACAAGGUCGGCCACCACCGCCAGUACCCUCCAGGAACGACGACCCUCUACUCCUACUUCGAGUCUCGUGGGGGCAGGUUUCCCUACACCGUUUUCUUCGGUCUACAGUACAUCCUGAAACGCUGGCUCGUGGGACAGGUCGUGACGGAGGAGGUCAUCGAGGAGGCCAAGGAUAUCCUGCAGAAGGGCGUUUUUAAUGAGGAAGGAUGGAGGUACAUCCUCAAGCACCAUGGAGGUCGCUUGCCAGUGAGGAUCAAGGCUGUGCCAGAGGGAACGGUCCUGCCCACGAAGAACGUUCUUCUGACCGUCGAGAACACUGAUCCUAACGUUCCUUGGUUGACUGGAUACCUCGAGACGAUCCUGGUACAAGUUUGGUACCCGAUCGCCGUCGCUACCAACUCGAGAAUUCACAAGCAGGUGAUUCACCACUACCACGAUCUCACGGCGGGGAAUACCAACUUCGUAUCAUAUUGUCUUCACGACUGUGGUUACCGCGGCGUGUCUUCCGUGGAGACGGCGGCGUUGGGCGGCGCGGCGCAUAUGAUCAACUUUAAGUCUUCCGACACGCUGGCCGCCAACGCCCUCCUGAAGAAGUACUACCACGAGGUCCGGCGCGUGGAAGGCGGAGGCGUCUUCUCCGAGCACUCGACGGUGACCAGCUGGGGGCGCGAGAGGGAGGCCGACGCCCACAGGCACGCCAUUGAGACCUUCUUCGGAGAGUUCGUGGGAUGCGUGUGUGAUUCCUACAACAUUUACGAAUGCGUGGAAAAGAUCCUUGGCGAAGAACUGAAGGACCUCAUCCUGCAGCAUGCGAAUAAGGGCGGCAUGCUGGUGGUGCGUCCUGACAGCGGCGAUCCCUGCGAGGUGAUUCUCAAGUGUUUGGAAAUCCUCGGAGGUCGCUUCGGCACCGACACCAACGCCAAAGGCUUCAAGGUCCUCCCGCCUUUCCUCAAGAUCUGCCAAGCUGACGGGGUCAACUUCAAGUCCGUGGACACCAUCCUCGGGAAAAUGAAAGAGCAUGGAUGGUCAGCGGACAACGUCAGCUUCGGUUCCGGCGCCUCCCUACUACAGAGGCUCGAUCGGGACACCCAGAAGUGCGCCUAUAAGUGCAGUCUGGCAGUGAUCAACGGGCAGGAUGUGGAGGUGUUCAAGGAACCCGUCACAGACACUGGGAAGAAGAGCAAGCGCGGUCGCCUCACGCUGCAGAUGGAGGAAGGAGUGUACAGGACCUUCGAAAAAGGCACUGGGGAUCCUGAUCAGGACCUGCUUGUAACAGUCUUUGAGAACGGAGAACUGCUAAAAGACUAUACAUUUGCCGAAAUUUGUCAAAGAGCUGAGAUUUCUCCUGCUGAUCCAGACAUCAUGAAGUUCUUGGCUGAGGACCAAGGGCAACGCUGGUGAGAAGUUGCCAGAGUUACUUCAACAGAAGCCGUGCAACUGAGCAAAACAACAGAAGUGACUUCAUCUUGCCUGAAUAUAACGCCCAGUAUUAAGAGAAUCAUGACGUCAUUUUGGGAUGAUAUAAGACUGAUAA